AUGACGGAAAACGGCCAAAAUGGCCAUCCAGAACAAAAUGGACAAGAGAACGGACAACCAACAGCGGUGACUGAAGCCUUUGAGAAAAUUCAAGAUCUGCAGAUUGGUUAUUGUCGAUAUGGGAAUGGGCCUAACAAUAUGUUAUUCAUAUGUGGAGCUGUGGGUUGUUACAAAAAAGAUUGGCCAAGUUCCGUUUUGCAACAAUUCGACCCAGCUCUUGUCACCAUAAUUUGCAUUGAUCCACCUGGAUAUGGAACCUCGAGGCCUCCAGAUCGAAAACAAGAAGUGAAUCGGUGCAUGAAAGACUCAGUUUUCUGCCUAGAAUUGAUGAAUAAACUUGAUCUCAAUCCAUUUACGAUCGUUGGAUGGAGUGAAGGAGCGAGGACAGCCGUUCACGUAGCUGCUUCAGGAAAACAAAAAGUUAACAGAAUGAUUCUCUUGGCUGCGGGCACAAAAGUCGACCAGCGAGGUGCUUGGGCGUUUAGAGGAAUGCGAGACACUGAUUUGUGGUUGCCCAACGCUCGAGCUCCCUAUCUAGCACAUUACUCAAAUGAUUUUCUCAAGAAACAAUGGGCAGAUCUGUGUGAUGUCGUACAAGAGGUCUUCGAUAUGAUGGGUGGCCGAUUCACAUCAGAUUUGGUGCUCUCAUCAAUCAAAUGCCCAUCUUUGAUCAUGACCGGCGGACAAGACAGAUUUUGUACCGAUCCAAAGGUCAACUUCACACCGGUGCUCAAAAAUUGCAGAGUUGAGACCCAUCUACACGGCGGACACGAUUUCCACAUAAAGUACGCGAAAUGGUUUGCCGAAAAAGUGCAGAACUUCAUCAAAGAAACCCAA
Molecule: messenger RNA, 837 nt
Organism: Mesorhabditis belari
Lineage: Eukaryota; Metazoa; Nematoda; Chromadorea; Rhabditida; Rhabditidae
Source: the annotation of a GenBank genome assembly